Messenger RNA from Perca fluviatilis (European perch), 1744 nucleotides. RefSeq names its product protein phosphatase 1, regulatory subunit 3Da (gene ppp1r3da). Gene Ontology annotation, cellular component: protein phosphatase type 1 complex. The coding region runs from base 267 to 1175 and encodes 302 amino acids. The transcript is spliced from 2 exons. Gene Ontology annotation, molecular function: protein phosphatase 1 binding; glycogen binding. Gene Ontology annotation, biological process: regulation of glycogen biosynthetic process. Lineage: Eukaryota; Metazoa; Chordata; Actinopteri; Perciformes; Percidae. The record is from RefSeq and is a predicted model, not a curated record.
CUGAUAACUGCGCACAUAUUAGCUGAUCUCCAUCGAAGGCACUAUACAGACAUACAGACAUAUCUAUGUUUAAGAGAUACAAAGCUGGGUCACCAGUUACAGAUCAGGUUAAGUGAUUGCGACGAAAAGCGGAGACCAUGACGAACAGAAACGCGCAGCUCUAUAACGUUACUUGAAAUGGAGGGUCCAACUUAGGCUACACCCUGCAGCUAUACCGCGAAUAUGUUAAUAUCGUGAGCUGAGCAGGACACCAACUCUCACAGAACAUGGAUAGAGGGUGGUUUAUUGGACAUGAGAGGAUUCCCCCUUUGAAGGAGACAUCCAGCUCUUACAGCAGUAUCUCAAGGCCCUGCAUGACCAUCAACCUGACUGAAAUGCUUCAAGCUGAAAAACCUAGUGCAGUAAAGAAGCCAGUUCCAAUCCGCCCCCCAAGCCCCAGAGUCUCUCUGCCAAGGGAGUUCCACCACAGUCUCUCCUGUGAACCCACGCCUAAACCCAUCAUCCGACAACGGUCACGCUCUCUGCCUUCCGCCACAGAGAAAAAGAAGCAAUGCAGAAAUGUUGGUGUGCGGUUUGUUGACUCUUUGGGGCUCGACCUGGAAGACAUCAAACUUUUUAAAUCUGCAGAGGAUCCAUUUGUACCACAUCAUGUUACCUUCAGAUUGUUGAUGGGUGCAGAGUUGGCAGAUGGAAGGCAUCUGGAGAUUUCCUUGCCAUACUUGAAACCGGUUUUUGCCCAACAACCUGGAGACCAGCAAGGAUUCCUGCAUCGCCUCAAUGAGCAGAAAGUAUGUCUGGAGAGAGUAUUGUGUUUUGAACUGGGUGUCAUCGGAAUCACCCAGGUCCUCAAUUUGAACUUUGAGAAGGAUGUUAUAGCUCGCUAUUCAUUUACAGAGUGGAAGAACUGCACAGAAACUAAGGCCUCUUGGGUGUCCACCAUCACCAAGACCUGCGAAGGAGGAGGGGGCAAACUCAGUUGUGAUACAUUUCGUUUCCACCUGCCUGUUCCUCCCUUUUUGCAGCCAGGAGCAGUGUUGCAGUUUGCUAUUCAAUACAAAGUAUGUGGGGCUGAAUACUGGGACAACAAUAAUGGAGAGAAUUAUAAGUUAGUUUGCCAUAACUACAAGCUCACUGUGCCCAAAGAAUGUGAGGAUAGCAUGGUGCACUUCAUUUAGGAUACUGACUAAAGUUAGAAGCAAUCUAUUUACACUUGUGCACUUCAUGACUGUUGUCAGCAAGACUUAAUGCAUAACACUGCACUGUGACAUAUAAUGUUAAUAUUGUUAGACUUACAGAAGAUUUCUUUGAAUCAAGUUGGAUUCAAGAUAAACUGUCAACUCUGGCGGACUGAGAGAGAGUGAACACAAACACUAAUGCACUUCUACCUGAUGUCAACUUGCCACAGUGCCACUGUUUUACUUUUGUGUUCUUUUUUUAAAAUGGCACUCUAUGAUUUGAUUUUCCUGGCUAUUCAAAAAAAUGGAAGUGACCCCCAUUGACCGUUAAAUAAAUAUUCAGUGAAAUUGAAAUGAAUGCAUGUCAGUCCACCGUUUUCUUCAAGCUGGGUAUCUGACAUACAUUUAUAGUUUUAUACAAUUAAGUAUUUUUAUCUGUAUUCAGAGUUUAUUUUUUGAGCCAAAUGUUGUCACAACAAAUGCCAAAACCAUGCAAUACUGUAAUACAAUUUAAUUGAAUCAGAAAUUAAUGCAUAUUUUGUUUAACAAUAAAGCACAAUUCCACAUAA